UUUAACAAUUGGUUAGUGAGGGACAGUACACAGGUGUGCUAACUUUUAUAUCUGUAAUUUUUAAAUAACAUUUCAAAAUAGUUGUAUAUAUGAAAAGAUCUUUUUGAAACACAAGUCAAAUCAUGACACUCCUCUGCUCAAAACCCUCCUAUGGGUCCUGUUUCAUUCAGAGUUAAAACCAAAGUCCUCGUUAUGACUUCCAAAGACUAUAAUUUCUCAGAGGAGGCAUUAGAGGAAGAGAGUGUGAUUCUCACAUUGGUUCCAGUUAAUGAGGAACCUAAUGAAGAACAUCAAAUGGAACCAAGUGUUUCUUCAACUUCAGAAAUCAGCCUGAAGAUGCCUGGGUCAAGUGAUAAAGUUUGUCAUCCUCAAAUAAAUGAACAAUUCAAGUUUUGCCCAAAACAUAGUUGUUGUAAUACACCAAUCCUUCCCUUGCCAACCAGUUUGCCUCCAUUUAAUAAAGUACGUUGGGACACUUUGCGCAGCUGGUGCCAACAAUUGAAUUUGAGUACCGAUGGCCGGAAAAUAGAGGUUUAUCUGAGGCUCCAGAAACAUGCUUACCCUGGAAUAAACCAGAAUAUUCCUGAAACAUCACCGGAAGCUAAAUUGCAGUCAUGUUCAAGGAAAGGCAAGAUGCUGGCCGAGAAAGCAAGGCUUUGGAAAAGUUGUAAGAAGAGUGAGAGACAGGAAGGGAUUAAUACCGUCGAGGUGGUAACUUCAGCACAGGAAGGCAUGUUGGCAGCAUGGUCAAGAAUUGCUGCAAGAGCCGGUCAAUCCAAGUCUGUGAAUUCACGUUCCAUUCCUGCUUCUGUUGAGACCUUUCUGCUGCAAGCCUCUGGUGUCCGGUGGUGUGUGGUCCAUGGCAGACCUCUCUUGGCAGAUACACAAGGCUGGGUUCGCCUGCAGUUUCAUGCAGGUCAGGCCUGGGUGCCUGACACUCCCAAAAGGAUGAUCUCUCUCUUCCUGUUACCUGCCUGCACGUUCCCAUCCCCAGGCCUAGAAGACAAUAUGUUAUGUCCUGAAUGUGCUAAGAGAAAUAAGAAGAUGAUGAAAAGAUUAAUUGCACUGGGGAAGGAAAAGCGACCUCGUUUGAACAGACCAACAUUCCCUUUGGAUGGGCCGUAUCUUAAUAAGGAAUAAAUGGUGGCGAGCCC
This is a messenger RNA of Zalophus californianus (California sea lion), 1154 nucleotides long. RefSeq names its product developmental pluripotency associated 2 (gene DPPA2). The record is from RefSeq and is a predicted model, not a curated record. The transcript is spliced from 7 exons. The coding region runs from base 151 to 1140 and encodes 329 amino acids. Gene Ontology annotation, biological process: system development. Gene Ontology annotation, molecular function: chromatin binding. Gene Ontology annotation, cellular component: nucleus. Lineage: Eukaryota; Metazoa; Chordata; Mammalia; Carnivora; Otariidae.